Messenger RNA from Recurvomyces mirabilis, 1590 nucleotides. RefSeq lists its product as uncharacterized. Gene Ontology annotation, cellular component: actin cortical patch. Gene Ontology annotation, molecular function: phosphatidate phosphatase activity. The transcript has a single exon. Lineage: Eukaryota; Fungi; Ascomycota; Dothideomycetes; Mycosphaerellales; Teratosphaeriaceae. The record is from RefSeq and is a predicted model, not a curated record. The coding region runs from base 1 to 1590 and encodes 529 amino acids.
AUGCCCUCCCUCGCCCUUCGAUCACUCCUCCUCCCUGCCUCCCUCUCCGUCUUGGUUGCGUGCUCCCCAGUGGCACCCCACGAUGCUCGUACCACUCCCGCGCCCACCGAAUGGAAUCCGAGUCGGACGGUGAAGCAUCGACGAGAUAUCCUGAGCUCGGUCGAGGGAGACAUCAACUCGGUGCUCAGCGGACUGGGCUCUGGCAUCCCUUCGUACGUCGCCAGCGGUGUGCCCAACUUCUUUCAGGGCUUCCCAACAGGACAAGCGGUGGAGAGCUCACUGGGCAUCGGUGACUCGGAGCUUGCGGCUGUGCCGACGAAUGUCCUCAACAUCUCCCCUUACGCCAACUUCACCGAUCAGGGGUGGAAUGUGAGGUUCCACGGCAAUGUCUACAAACAACCCAACACCAGCGAGCAGACUUUGAAUGAUCUGGCCAACAAACUCUUCAUCUACGGCACCAGCGUCCAGGAUCUGCCCGCCGACCAACAAGCCCAAACCCGAAACUUGACCGCGGAAAUCUUCAUCGUCCAGCAAGGAAAUGUAAGUGUGAACACGAUCCACCUCGAGCCUGCUCAGAGCACAGGUGGUGAUGGCGAGUCUGGCGGAGGAGGAGCCGUGACACCAAGCGGCGGCACACAAGAUGUCACCCUUCCUCUCAACACCACCGCCGAAGGCGACUUCGACGCAUUCGUGCAGAUCAACAGCGCCGGCCUCCAACCAGGAAACACAACCAGCCAAGUCCAGCGUCUGAACACCUACGUCGACGGCGCCCCCCUCGGCAACGGCACCGCCUACCUCGUCCCCAACCAAGGCCUAACCAUCAUCUCCGACAUCGACGACAUCCUCCGCAUCACCAAAAUCUACGAACCGGAACAAGGCCUCCUGAACUCCUUCGCCCGCCCCUUCGUCCCAUGGCAAAACAUGCCGGACAUCUACGCCAACUGGAGCAAGAGCCUGCCCAACACCCACUUCCACUACCUCACCACCACCCCGGAACAAGUCACACGCAACUACAUGCAAUUCAUCUACUCCACCUACCCGGGCGGCUCCUUCGACGAUCGACCCUUGAACUUCUCCGACGUUACCGCCACCCUCAGCAUCCGCAAAUUCCUCCUCGACAAGGUCUUCCAGACUUUUCCCCAGCGCAAAUUCAUCCUCGUGGCCGAUACCUCCAACUCGGACGUCAUGAGGGAUUACCCGCAGCUCGUGACCGAUUACCCGGGCCAAGUCCAAUGUAUCUUCCUCCGCAACACCAGCGCCACGGACGACGGGGAUAAGUUUCCCUAUGAUACGAGUGGAUUCAAAGGGUUGAAUCAGAACAUGUACAUGUUUUUUGUGAAUGCGGAGGAUUUGUCCGGGUUGGAUAUUGCCAACGGGCAGUGUUAUAAUCAGAGUAUUGCGCAGAAUUUGACUUUUGGGUAUCAGGGUUUACCGGGCGGGUUGGGGAAGACGCCGACGAUUAACGGGAGUGCGAAUGGGCAGGGGAAUGGGACGAAGUCGGGGGCUGGUGCUUUGGUGGGUGGGAGUAGUGGUUUGAUGGCUUGGAGUUUUGCUGCUAUGCUCGGGGUGGUGUUUUGGGGUGUGCUGUGA